GGUUCUCGGGUGUGGCGGGCCGAGGGGCGGAGCAGUGCGUUCUCCCUUCUCCCGGGCAGAACACGCACGCACAUAUAUGCACACAUACACUCGCGCGCGCACGCUCCCACACAGGGGCGCAGACAUUAGCCUGGCUAGGCUCAGUCGCGCCCCCACCCUGCCAAGCUGUGUGAUCAGCACACACAGGACAGCGCCAUCCACCCACGUGCUGGGGGCGGGGUCCCGGCAGCCCACAGAACCUCCAGGAGGGUCCAGUCCAGCCACCUAGCAGGAAGCACCGCAGGACCCCGACGCCAUGUUCCCGGAACCCCCGACCCCGGGGUCUCCAGCGCCUGAGACACCUCCAGACUCCAGCCGCAUCAGGCAAGGCGCAGUGCCUGCCUGGGUCCUGGCGACUAUCGUGCUGGGCUCAGGCCUCCUGGUCUUCAGCAGCUGUUUCUGUCUCUACCGGAAGCGCUGUCGGAGACGGAUGGGCAAAAAGAGUCAGGCCCAAGCCCAAGUCCAUCUUCAGGAAGUGAAGGAGCUGGGCCGGAGUUACAUAGAUAAGGUUCAGCCUGAAAUAGAGGAGCUGGACCCUUCACCAUCCAUGCCAGGACAGCAGGUAUCAGACAAGCACCAGCUAGGCCGACUGCAGUAUUCACUGGAUUAUGACUUCCAGACUGGCCAGCUCCUGGUGGGCAUCUUGCAAGCCGAGGGACUGGCGGCGUUGGACCUAGGAGGUUCCUCAGACCCCUACGUUAGUGUCUAUCUGCUGCCAGACAAGCGGAGGCGACAUGAGACCAAGGUGCAUCGGCAGACCCUGAAUCCACACUUUGGAGAGACAUUUGCCUUCAAGGUCCCGUACGUGGAACUAGGGGGCAGAGUGCUGGUCAUGGCGGUGUAUGACUUCGAUCGCUUUUCUCGAAACGAUGCCAUUGGGGAGGUGCGGGUGCCUAUGAGUUCAGUAAACCUGGGGCGCCCAGUGCAGGCCUGGCGAGAACUGCAGGUAGCUCCCAAAGAGGAGCAGGAGAAACUGGGGGAUAUCUGCUUCUCUCUCCGCUAUGUCCCCACGGCCGGGAAGCUCACUGUCAUUGUCCUGGAAGCUAAAAACCUGAAGAAAAUGGAUGUAGGAGGACUCUCAGAUCCCUACGUCAAGGUGCACCUGCUCCAGGGAGGUAAAAAGGUUCGGAAGAAGAAAACCACCAUUAAGAAGAACACCCUGAACCCCUAUUACAACGAGGCCUUCAGCUUUGAGGUGCCCUGCGACCAGGUGCAGAAAGUCCAGGUGGAGCUGACCGUUUUGGAUUAUGACAAACUGGGCAAGAAUGAGGCCAUCGGGAGAGUGGCGGUGGGCGCAGCAGUCGGUGGGGCCGGCUUACGGCACUGGGCGGACAUGUUGGCCAACCCCAGGAGGCCCAUUGCCCAGUGGCACUCUCUGCGGCCCCCUGACAGAGCCAGGCCAAUACCUGCACCCUGAUUCCCAUCAAGCAAGCACCUGACCCCAGACCCCUUGCUUCCAGCCCCUUCUCUCUCUCCCCACAUGCCUCUCCCUGCUCCCCAAACAUUGCACUCAUUCCUACCUCCACAAUGGAAAUGUUUCUGACUUCCAGCACCACUCCAGUACCCAGAAACCACAAUGAUCCUGUGGGGAGGUGGGAAAGUCGGAAAUCUCGCAUCCCCCCACCCCAGGGUCCUACCCUCUGCUUUGACAAUCAGCUUCGAAGCCUCUGAUUUCCUUUCUCCCAGUCUCUUCUUUGCUCUUCCCACACAGCUUGACCCCUGUGCUGCUCAAGGGGCCAAAUAAAUACUCAACAGCUUGGA
Messenger RNA from Arvicanthis niloticus (Nile rat), 1800 nucleotides. NCBI's taxonomy places the organism in Eukaryota, Metazoa, Chordata, Mammalia, Rodentia, Muridae. The record is from RefSeq and is a predicted model, not a curated record.